This is a messenger RNA of Lolium perenne, 2283 nucleotides long. Its product is annotated as small RNA degrading nuclease 5. Gene Ontology annotation, molecular function: nucleic acid binding; exonuclease activity. The record is from RefSeq and is a predicted model, not a curated record. Lineage: Eukaryota; Viridiplantae; Streptophyta; Magnoliopsida; Poales; Poaceae. Gene Ontology annotation, cellular component: nucleus.
CGAGCCCUACUCUACCAGCGAGCCCUACAGCUGCCGCCGUGCCGUUACAUAGCGGCGCUACCGCCGACGCCUCAAUCCCACGCUCCCACUCCCCAACCUCCCACGCGCGUCGCCGCCAUCGCCCUUCCCGUUCUUCCUCGUCGGCAAAUCUCGCUCCUGCUGCCUCCACCCCGUCCUCACUGCACGGCGCCCACCAUGUCGGCGCCCUCCGGCUCCGGCGAAGCCGACGGAGACGCCCCCGCUGCCUCCACGUAUUACGACGUCUACGGUCCCGACGCCAAACCUGAUGUUGUUUUGAAGGAAGCCACUUCAAACUCUACAUUGAAUUUGCAGGAUGUCCAGGGGCUAGUAACUUGGGUUAUUGGUGAAGGCAUGCCACCUUCUUGGGUGUUUGUUAAAAACAAGCCUCUUAUCCCAAAGGUUGUCCUUCUCUAUGUUCCUGGUCUCGAUGCAGCUUUAUAUAUGUCGCAUUCCCGCCUCCUUUCUUCUUUGAAAGAAUUGUGUGGCAAUCCAAAACCUGUUCUAGCUUCAAGCCGUGUACCAGAUGAAACACAUACCAUUGAUGCACUCCUAACAUGCAGAGUAAAGCGAAAGCGCCAGUCGAAAACAUCAAACCAAUUAUAUGAACCUGAUGGAGGUAAAUUAUCAAGUCUGGAGGAACUAAAAGAUAUACCAUUUCCUGUUAAAUACUACACACUUUCUGGGAAAGACUUCGAAGAUAAUGGCUACUCGUUUAGUUUGCCAGGUUUUGUCCCUACGGUUCCAGCUCCUUCAGGCUCUUCUCCACAUGAAAUUCUCGCACUUGACUGUGAGAUGUGCGUGACUGUAGCUGGAUUUGAACUUACAAGAGUGACAUUAGUCGAUAUUAAAGGAGAGGUGGUACUGGAUAAACUAGUCAAGCCUGCCAAUCCAAUCACUGAUUACAAUACAAGGUUCAGUGGAAUCACUGCUGAGAUGCUAUCAGAUGUGACAACAACCCUCCAGGAGAUUCAGGAAGUGCUUGUUGGACUUGUGUACAAAGAAACCAUUCUUGUUGGUCAUUCUUUGGAAAAUGACCUUAUGGCAUUGCGGAUAUCUCAUGACUUGAUCAUUGAUACUGCUGUUUUGUAUAAAUAUAAUUGUGGCCCUCGCUGUAUUAAAAUUGCUUUACGUGUUCUGUCAAAAAAAUAUCUUAGCCGGGAGAUCCAGAAUACAGGGUCUGGGCAUGACAGCGUUGAAGAUGCAAGAGCUGCUCUCGAUCUUGCCCUUUUGAAAAUAAAAUACGGUCCUGAUUUUGGCUCCCCGCCAUCGUUUUCACGACGAAAUCUGGCUUCCAUUCUGCAUGAAAGUGGGAAAAUAUGUUCCCUCAUAGAUGAAGUGAAUGUUCUUAAUCGCUAUUCAGAUGCUUCUUGCAAUUCAAUUGCAGUUUUCUCAGAUAAUGAUGCCCUAUCCAGAUCAAUGAAAGAGGUAAAGAACAAGAAAAUCAGCUUUGUGUGGACUCAGUUUUCAGGAUUGAUUUCUUAUCUACAUAAAAGAACUCAAGAUCCUGAGAAACUGAAAUCCUGUGUUGCGGAGGCUAUUGCAUUGAAAACCUGCGAUGGAAAAACUGCCCGGAAAAGAGCGAAGGAGCGAACUUGCCCAGAGUUGAAGGAAAAUUUGUGUGAAUUGGACAAGAAAAUUCGAAAGUUAUACACUGCACUGCCGGAGAACGCUAUGUUUAUUAUAUGUACCGGUCAUGGGGAUACUCCUAUGGUACAAAGAUUAAAGAAAAUGCUUAACCACGGAGAAGAAACAAUCGAGAGCAGGGAAAAUAUUGUCCAUGCAUUGGAAGAUUUGCAAGCUCAAGCAGAAGUUGCCCUAUGCUUCUGUUGUGUCAAGCAUUAGCUGUAACGAAGUCAUUUGUUGACAGGCAUUUUUGAAGAGACCCCCCCUAGUGGUUGCAGCCUUGCGGGUAGGAUUCAGGUGUUGCAUCCUGACUGACAUAAAUGAACCAUAACUUUUGAAGAUUGAUGUACCUAGGAAUGAAUUGGUUAAUUUUAGGAUGGAGUCAUGCAUGGAUCCUAACCGACCAACAUGAGGACUUGUGUGGCUAUAGUGGGGAUUCAGCUUUGAAACACGACCUGGAAGUCCCAGAUGUGCCUUUUGAUUUUUUUGGUGGACUGGGAUGGUAAGUUAGAUUUAUGGAUAUGGUCAGGUUUCAGGCAUAGUAGCAGAUAGGCGACGUUUGAAACAAGAUAGAGGUUGUAAUACUGCUGGUCUCUUCAAUAUAGAGAGAAUAGACUGCAAAUAUACAUAUAUUCUUUC